CUCUAUCCUGUGACGGCUUUUUUGUUAUAAAACGGGUGGAGAAACAGCUGUGAAUAGUCACCCAGCUCGUUCUAUCAAGCUUUCGACUUUAGCAUGUCAAACCAUCCCCAAACGCCCGAACCUCGUCGAGCUCAGAUCACUGUAGCGAAUGGGAUAGCCUUGGGCGAUACCGUUCAGCUGCUGCAGGACGUCGACCUCAUGUCCGCGCAGAAGCCCUUCACAAAGGUGCCGAAGGGCACCUUGUGCACCGUGUACCGCAUUGCCAAAGACUCAAGUCAAUCGACUCCCGCGCUCAAAGUGGACGGGGAGAAGUUCCACUUUUCCCUGAAAUGCAAGCUCACCACAAUCACCGAUGACUGGGCCAGCAACACCGGGCAAGUCAGCAGUACAAAGCACUUCAUCAGCCAAAAGGAUAUCUGCAAUCUCAAUGGCUCCCCUGUCAUUGGGCCAAUCGAAGAUUACAGAGUCUUUUAUAAGCUCAAGCAAGAUAGCGAAUUCUUUUAUCGCCCAACCGACGCUCCUCAGAGCAAGUUGGCCAAAGAGGUCUUGAAGAGCGGGACCAAGGUUCGGAUCAUUUCAAUUAGCGAGAGUUUUGCCAAUAGGGCGAAGAAACUUGGAAACAACAGUCUGAAUGCUUACGUGUUCACCUACUGGCGCACCAAAGUCCCUUUCACUGCUGAGGUCACUUUGCCUCAUGCUUUGUCCGAAGAGGGAAAUUUCAAGGCGGUUCCUGCGAGCAAGCAGUGAACAGUUCCAAGCUAUUUUUGAUAAGCAUUACUUAUCAAUAGAUACUGGGAAUAAGUACAUACAAUCGCAUACGCUGUGUCUGUUCAAGAAAAUUGUCGAUGUCCGGA
Mycena citricolor is the source of this 854-nucleotide messenger RNA. Lineage: Eukaryota; Fungi; Basidiomycota; Agaricomycetes; Agaricales; Mycenaceae. The record is from the annotation of a GenBank genome assembly.